Molecule: messenger RNA, 1907 nt
Organism: Rhododendron vialii
Lineage: Eukaryota; Viridiplantae; Streptophyta; Magnoliopsida; Ericales; Ericaceae
Product: AT-rich interactive domain-containing protein 6
Exons: 15
Coding region: 147-1559 (470 amino acids)
Biological process (GO): regulation of transcription by RNA polymerase II
Cellular component (GO): nucleus
Molecular function (GO): DNA binding
Source: RefSeq, a predicted model, not a curated record
UCAAUCUCUCUCUCCGACUCGACUCUCUGCCCUGCCGUUUUCUGGCGAGGCGUUACCAGCGUGUAGACUCGACGGGCUCCCCCCACCCUCCCUUUCUCUGCUUCCGGCACAUCUUAUCACCCCCACAACCUCUGCUUUCCUUACGGAUGGAGGAAUCGGCUGUUGAUGGACAGCAUCCGGAGAGCGAUUUUGUUGAUGCAAAAGUUGAACACCAAGGAGAGGAAGACUCUCCUGCUGCGGGAGUCCCAGAGGACCAAGAACCCAGUGAAACGAGGCUGAAGAACCAAAAACCUACCGAAUUAGAGCCCGAAGUCGAAAACUCCAGUGAAAAUGGUGUGGAGGGUCAAAACCUUAGCGAUGACGAGCAAGUGUUUGUGAAGGAAGCUCAACAAACUGAGGAGGAAGCAUUGGUAAACGUGCAAGCUGAACCUGACCAUGCAACAGAUGCUGCAACUUCUGUUGCUCAAGUUGAGGAUGCAGGUCUUGAUGAGGUGCCAGAAAAUGAAAGCGAGGGCGGUGAUACUCAUCCUGGACAUCAACAUGAACCUGUUACACCAAAUUCUCUUGUGAGAUAUUCGAAUGCAAAUGCUGAAGAUGACAGUAAGGGAACGCCCAAGAAUUGGCUGAAUGAAUCAAUGAUCGCAGAUGAUGAUGAAUCUGGGACACCAGAAGACCAAGCAGCAUUCAUGAAGGAGCUGGAAAGUUUCUGUAGGGAAAUGGCCUUGGACUUUAAACCUCCUAAGUUUUAUGGGCAGCCACUAAACUUGCUCAAGUUAUGGAGAGCUGUCAUCAGGUUGGGCGGCUAUGAUCGGGUAACUGGAUCGAAGUUAUGGCGGCAAGUGGGAGAAUCAUUCCACCCCCCAAAGACCUGCACAACAGUCUCUUGGACGUUCCGCAUCUUCUAUGAAAAGGCACUUUUGGAAUAUGAAAGGAAUAAGAAGCAGAGUGGUGAGCUCCAACUUGCCGUUGAAGCCCUCCCUGAGCCCUUAAGUGUCGAAAAGGAAGCAAAUGGUCACCAAGCUCCAGGAUCAGGUAGGGCACGAAGGGAUGCUGCAGCUCGUGCCAUGGAAGGGUGGCAUGUCCAGCGACUUUAUGGUUAUGGUGAAGUUGGUGAACCUAUUAUUAAGGACAAGAACCUGAAUAAUAUGCCGAAGCGUGAAAAAAGCCUCAAAAGCAUCGGUUCAGUUAAACACAAGAGACCAGCGGAGAUGGAGCAUGCCGUGAAAGCUGCCCGAACUGAAACAGCUAAGCAGUUGGUGACAACAGUUGUUGAUGUUGGCCCCCCUGCUGAUUGGGUGAAGAUCAAUGUGCGCGAAACUAAAGAUUGUUUUGAGGUUUAUGCUCUGGUGCCUGGGCUUUUACGCGAGGAGGUUCGAGUUCAGUCAGAUCCAGCUGGACGCUUGGUUAUUACAGGUCAACCGGAGCAGCCUGACAAUCCUUGGGGUAUUACAGCUUUCAAAAAGGUUGUGAGCUUACCUGCAAGAAUUGAUCCGCUUCAGACAUCUGCCGUUGUUAGCCUGCAUGGACGGCUCUUUGUUCGCGUUCCUUUUGAGCCAUGAAAUUGGUCAAAAAGUUUGAAUAGUUCUUGACGUGACAUCCAGAGAUCAGAGUAAUUGUGGAAGACAUUUAACAUUCUAGGAAGGGUUAUGAAGAUCAGAGAUGGUGCAAAUGCAGGCAUUGCUGAUUCAGCUAAAAAAACUACCAGCCUGAUGAAUGUGUAGCUAACUAUCUUAUUGUGUAUGUUUUCGAGUUGGGAAUUAGAAUUAGAGUUCUUGUGACUUGAGAAAAACUAUAGUUAGAUGGCAACUAGGCCUUUUCGGCUUUAGCCCACUGUAGCUUUUAUGAUUUCAGUGUAGGAUUUAUGGGCGUUUAACUUCCCAAAUCAGUAAGACUUCCAAUUUUUUCCA